AAGUCGCCAAAGCCCUGCAGUAUGCCGGCUUAGGCCAAAUUCUUCGACCUGAUUCCUGGACUCUAGUGCGGCUAGGAUGGACGAUGAUACCAGACCGUUCAAUGCCUGAUAAACCAUUCACCCCAAACCCCGCCUCUUACUCUUCGCAUCGGUCGCGCGAUCUGCUUUAAGAUACCAGUAAAAGUGAUCAAUGUCAAACGGAACCAUGCCAGCAAGUAGCCCGCUCAACCUCGCCAUCCUCGAUGACUACCAAAACAUCGCUACCGCCAAAUUCUCCCACCUGAAACUCCAUCUCACAUCCAUAACCUCGUUCCCAGAGACCCUGCACCCAAGCCACAAUGAUGGCGACAAAGCAGCUCUCAUCAGCCGGCUAAAACCAUAUCACAUAAUCUCCACAAUGCUCGAACGGACUCCGUUCUCUGCAGAGGUCAUCUCCCCCCUCCCCAACCUCAAAUACCUCCUUAUCACCGGCCACUGCAACCGCGCCAUAGACCAGCAGGCAUGUGCGGAGUGGGGCAUCCUGGUUACGGGGACUACAGGUCUCGGAGCCCAUUCGCAAAAGCUAGACUCCUUACCACAUACCGGCUCAACGACGGAACAUACCUGGGCAUUGAUCCUGGGCAUGGCGCGGAAUAUCGCGCGGGAUGAUGCGGUGGUGAAGAGCGGCGGGUGGCAGGGGAGUUUUGCGGCGGGGUUGGAGAGGAAGACGCUCGGGUCGCUCGGGUCGCUCGGGACGGCGACUGAAAAGAUCGGAGCAUUGGCGUUCGGCAUGCGAGUCGUCGCGUGGUCGAGUAAUCUCACGCAGGACAUGGCGGAUGAGAAGGCUGCGGCAUUGGGUUUACCGGCAGGCGCCUUUGAGGUUGUCUCGACGCUGCUGAAGACGUUGAAGGAGGGGAAGAUAAGGGGUGCUGCACUGGACGCUUUCGAUAUGGAACCCUUGCCUGGUGACAGCGCGUGGAGAACAACGAGACGGGGAGUGGAGGGCCGCAGCGAGGGUUUGCUCCCACAGCAUAUGGGAUAUGAGGAACAAGCGGAGAAUUUGGUUAAAUGGAAAUGA
Blastomyces dermatitidis ER-3 is the source of this 1057-nucleotide messenger RNA. Its product is annotated as D-isomer specific 2-hydroxyacid dehydrogenase. The transcript is spliced from 2 exons. Gene Ontology annotation, molecular function: NAD binding. Lineage: Eukaryota; Fungi; Ascomycota; Eurotiomycetes; Onygenales; Ajellomycetaceae. The record is from RefSeq and is a predicted model, not a curated record. Bases 191 to 1057 code for a protein of 288 amino acids.